This is a messenger RNA of Chlorella variabilis, 339 nucleotides long. RefSeq lists its product as hypothetical. The transcript has 2 exons. NCBI's taxonomy places the organism in Eukaryota, Viridiplantae, Chlorophyta, Trebouxiophyceae, Chlorellales, Chlorellaceae. The annotation marks the transcript as partial. The record is from RefSeq and is a predicted model, not a curated record.
GUGCCUGGUCUGGACCUGGGCCCCUCGGGCUGGCCCGCCCACGACACCGCCUUCAUCCAGCAGCUGUCGGCGCACCUGGGGGGGGCGCUGGGCUCCGCGGUGCUGCUGGCCCUCAAAGCCAUGCUGCGCUUCCAGGACAAGCAGUCGUCGUUCGGCAUGCCGCGCGGCGGCUACGGUGGCGGCGGCGGCGGCGCCAAGGGCAAGGCGGCGGCGGCCGAGGGGCCCGGCGUGGCGCAGCAGCGGUUUGGCAACGCCAAGUCCAUCUCCUCUUCGGCCUUCCACGGCCAGGACAACCAGGAGAGCGAGUACGAGAAGCAGCAGCGGCUGUCGCAGUUCCAG